Messenger RNA from Canis lupus familiaris (dog), 2674 nucleotides. It is a transcript of the gene PGS1, whose product is annotated as phosphatidylglycerophosphate synthase 1. Gene Ontology annotation, molecular function: CDP-diacylglycerol-glycerol-3-phosphate 3-phosphatidyltransferase activity. Gene Ontology annotation, biological process: cardiolipin biosynthetic process. Gene Ontology annotation, cellular component: mitochondrion. The transcript has 11 exons. Bases 24 to 1829 code for a protein of 601 amino acids. The record is from RefSeq and is a predicted model, not a curated record. NCBI's taxonomy places the organism in Eukaryota, Metazoa, Chordata, Mammalia, Carnivora, Canidae.
GGAAGCGGAAGCGCCGAGUCUCCAUGGCGGCGGCGGCGGCGGCGGCAGCGGGGCCGGUGCUCUGGAGGCGGCUGCUGGGCCUGCUGCCUGGCCGCCCCGGCCUGGCCGCGCUCCUGGGGCGCCUGUCCGACCGCCUGGGCAGGAACCGGGACCGCCGGCGCAGGAGGUCGCCAUGGCUGCUGUUGGCUCCUCUGCUGUCCCCGGCUGUCCCCCAGGUCACCUCCCCUCCUUGCUGCCUGUGUCCAGAGGGCGUGCACAGGUUCCAGUGGAUCCGGAACCUGGUCCCAGAGUUCGGGGUCUCCAGUUCCCACGUCAGGGUGCUUGCUUCCCCGGCAGAGUUUUUUGAGCUUAUGAAGGGCCAGAUCAAAGUGGCCAAGAGACGGGUGGUGAUGGCAUCUCUCUAUCUGGGGACAGGUCCUUUGGAACAGGAACUGGUAGAUUGUCUGGAAAACACUCUGGAAAAGUCACUCCAAGCCAAGUUCCCUUCAGACCUCAAGGUGUCCAUCCUCUUGGACUUCACACGGGGCUCAAGAGGUAGGAAGAACUCCCGCACAAUGCUGCUCCCGCUGUUACAGAGGUUUCCAGAACAGGUCCGCGUCUCUCUCUUCCACACUCCUAACCUCCGUGGUCUCCUCCGGCUCCUGAUCCCUGAGCGCUUCAAUGAGACCAUUGGCCUGCAGCACAUUAAAGUGUACCUCUUUGACAACAAUAUCAUCUUGAGUGGUGCGAACCUGAGCGACUCCUACUUCACCAACCGCCAGGACCGCUACGUGUUCUUGCAGGACUGUCCCGAGAUUGCAGACUUCUUCACGGAGCUGGUGGACGCAGUGGGGGAUGUAUCCCUGCAGUUGCAGGGGGAUGACACAGUGCAGGUGGUGGAGGGGAUGGUGCAUCCUUACAAAGGUGACCGGGCCGCGUACUGCAGGGCGGCCAACAAGAGGGUUAUGGAUGUGAUAAACUCAGCUCGGGCCCGCCAGCAAGUGUUGCACGCCCAGACCUUCCAUGGCGACUCCCUUUUGACUCAGGAGGACGCGGCAGCUGCUGGGGACCGGAGACCAGCCCCCGAUACCUGGAUUUACCCGUUGAUCCAGAUGAAGCCCUUUGAGAUCCAGAUUGACGAGAUUGUCACUGAGACCCUGCUGACAGAGGCUGAGCGGGGCGCCAAGAUCUACCUCACCACUGGCUACUUCAAUCUGACCCAGGCCUACAUGGACCUGGUCUUGGGCACGCGGGCUGAGUACCAGAUCCUGCUGGCCUCCCCAGAGGUGAACGGCUUCUUCGGGGCCAAGGGGGUGGCGGGGGCCAUCCCAGCCGCCUAUGUGCACAUUGAGCGGCAGUUCUACAGGGAGGUGUGCAGCCUGGGCCAGCAGGAGCGGGUCCAGCUGCAGGAGUACUGGCGGAGGGGCUGGACAUUCCAUGCCAAAGAACUUCAUGCCGAUGACCUGGGUGGCUGUUUCAGGAAGCACGUGGAACUUCUGCGGGUGGGAGGAGGUGCGUGCGGUCACCUUCCCUGGUCAUCAGUUUCUCCCACAUUGGCUGUGACCUUCUCAGGGACAGAGGGCCUCUGGCUGUACCUGGCAGGGAGCAGCCUGCCCUGUCUCACGUUGAUUGGCUCUCCUAAUUUUGGGUACAGGUCAGUUCACCGGGACCUGGAGGCCCAGAUCGCCAUAGUGACGGAGAGCCGGGCCCUGCAGCAGCAACUUCACCAGGAGCAGGAGCAGCUCUACCUACGCUCAGGUGUGGUGUCCUCCUCCACCUUCGAGCAGCCGAGUCGGCAGGUGAAGUUGUGGGUGAAGAUGGUGACUCCGCUGAUUAAGAACUUCUUCUGAGGAUGAACAGCAGGGCAUCUUCAGAGCACAUAGCAUGCUGCCCCACCGCCCUCUGUCUCCAGAAGCAGAUUUCAAAACCUUCCCGCCAAUCUCUACAUCUCCAGGUGCUGAACCUUGCACAGAGAAAGAUCUUCCUGAGAGAAGGCCUUUGGCCCCAGGGUAUGGCUGGCCCAUCCUUUGUCGGGAGAGAGAUUGCUUUCCGCCCUGGCAGGCACAUUCCCGGAAGCCACUUCACGUGGCUCCAUCCUGAGGUUCUGUGGCUGCUGGUCCCCUUCAGGGCUCUGGAAGGUGUGGCUGGCCUGUCUGCACAGCCUGGCUGUGUGCAUGGGGCCCUCCAGCAUCUCCAGCCCCCCGCCAGGGCCAGCAGAUCUGCAGGCUUCAGUGGAUGGGAAUUGGGUGGAGCGGUGGCCCUGUCUACACUGCUCUGGGGCAGCAGCACAUCAGUUAACGCUGUUUGCCUUCAAACCAGUUAUUAAAUUGUCCUGUGGGACAAUUAGGCUAGAGAAGCCAGAAGAAUGUGCCAGGGCACCGGGUUUCUGUUUGGAGAGAGGCUUUCGGUAAACAGCGUUGACAUUCUUGUAGACUCUGUGGGACCAGAGUCAACAUUGUGCCAUAGCCCAGCUUGAGCAAUCGAGGCCUGUGCCCUCCAAGCUCAGCUGCUCCCUUUGUCUCUGCUAACCACCUCCAGCCGUCCUGGGCCCUCCCCACACACGCUCUCCCCCAACCCCGGCGGCCACCCAGGAGGCAGGGGCUCCACCCCCCACAGCACCCUGGGGCCCCCGUCACUGGAUUGCAACCCAAAGGUGAAUCACCUCUUGGAAAGUUGGGAGGUGCAGAAGAAAUUG